AGCUUCUCUGUGGAAAAACAAUAAAGGUACCCUGUACGUGUCAACGGUAUAAAGACUUUGGCAUUAUUCGUCUCGACGUAACUGAGGCUCUUGCUGCGAGCGUGUGUUCAAUCGAAAACUGAUAUUCGCAACCAGCCGUGUUGUGACGGGGGCUGCUCUUCCUUUGAUACGCAAACGGAAAUCUGCUGUACUUUUUUAGCUUCAGUUCGGGUUUUUUUUCUCUCUUCAAAAUACAAUAUAUACAUAUAUAUUUAUCAAUACGUGCGUGUGUGUGGGACAUAACGGAAGGGAGACUGUUGCGUUCUCGGUACGUCUGCCAACGCCGCUGAAUGCAGUACUACCAAGGGUGAAGCUGAUUUAGUGCCUCUGCCCUUGCCAAGCAAAAUACUGUUGGAAUUUCCAACGGAGCUCACGGAGAGACCUUACCUCAAGCCACGACACAAGCACACGCAUCGUUUUUUCCCUUUCUGGAGCCGUACUUCUCUCCCUCAUUGUCGCACCGGAGCAUGCAGGCGAACCGCAACCCACUCAAUCUUUCCGCCAGCAGCGCGGAAGGCUACCUGACCAUGCACGGAUAUUGGUUACAGGCACCGCUCGCCAAUCAUGACUCCAUCCUAAACUCCGACGACACCAACAGCAGCGGCAGCGUCUGUGCAUUAAAGGAACGCAACGGUGCGAGUGAGACGAUGGAUCCAUAUUACUUCCCCAAUUCAAUGCUGCCGGUCUCCUUGCGCGGUCCACUUGUGGAGGACGACGACGAGGAAGACGAGGAAGACGAGGACAAAGUGCUGGAAACGGGCGACAUCGGCGAUGGAGAGGGAGAGGGAGCGGCGUUUGAUUACUACUUUCAUCAACAGGGAAGCGGGGCAAGUGCAGGCACCGCGGCACGGCGUUCACAACUAGCGCCGGCUGCUGGCGCAGCGGAAGUGGGGUACGGUGCUGCUGCUGCCAUCGUCGAGGACGGACGGGUGCCGGUGGUGGAGGAGGAAUCGCUCGGUGAUUUGGGCGACAUCAUCGGCUACGGUGGCGACCGUGGCUCGUUUGUGUGCCGUGUCGCCUUUCCGGCCCAUCUCGAGGUUUUCCAAUCGCGCGCGCCGUCCGCGACGUCGCCGUGGUCGCUCAGCAACCCGCCACACCGUGACCGCGAAGCUUACAAACGUUACCCCACGCACAUCAGCGCCGAUGAGCUUUCCUUCGUCUUCACCGCCUACCGCUGCGCCGCCAACAGUGCGCACUGCCAGAGUGCCCACAGCCCCUUUCUCACAGUGGAGGAGGCGCAAUACGCAGCGCUGCACCUCGUGCUACCCGAUGCAGUCGUCACGCAGAACAGCAUGACGGUGGGUCUUUUAAUGCCACUGUACAACUGCAGCCUCAAAGAGUUUCUGCAGAGCUUUCUGCUCAACUCGCACAGCGGCAGCAAGUCGAUAGGAGACUCGGCGAUGUCGAGCACCUAUCUCGAGGACACCUUCUCCUCCGAAGACGGCCCCCGUGGUGCCUUCAACAGCGCGGUGAAGUAUCGCCCCAUCGACUCCGUCGAGGUAAUCUGCUGCAUCGCGUUUCAGGUGCUGGAGGCCAUCGCCUACUUGAAUCACCGACUGCCGCACGGCGACGCCUUCAGCGGCUACACACACAACGACUUGCACCUCGACAACGUACUCGUCUCCUACGACGGCGAUGUCGCGCUCUGCGACUUUGAGUUGGUCUCGUCAACGCCGUACCCGACGCACAACCCGGAGAUACGACGCCUUCCCCCGGCCACGCGGCAGUCCCCGCACGGGCUGUUCAGCGAGACCGCCGACACAUGGGCGUUUGGGCUCAUGCUGGUCGGUUUGCUGACGGGCGUCGAUCCGCUCUUCACGACCAGCAUUGUGAACGACUUUAGCGACGGCCCGUUGCUCAGUCGGUGGGACCGCAGUGAGUGCGUGCUCGACUGGGAGAACAACAUCAAAGCCCACGUGGAGGGGCUGCUGCUCCUGCAGGACCCAACCGGCCGGCGGCUGAGUGAAGCGGAGAGCAUUUUGAGUAUUUGUAGCAAGUGUCUCGUGAACCGGAGAGGCGCAGAACCACUGCGUGCGAUUGAUCUUUUGGAGGAGCCCAUGUUCCAGGUCUAUCGACGAGACUUUCGUCUGGCAACUCGUACAAUCAAGACAUGGACAGCCGACAAACAUUAG
Molecule: messenger RNA, 2171 nt
Organism: Leptomonas pyrrhocoris
Lineage: Eukaryota; Euglenozoa; Kinetoplastea; Trypanosomatida; Trypanosomatidae
Exons: 1
Coding region: 507-2171 (554 amino acids)
Biological process (GO): protein phosphorylation
Molecular function (GO): ATP binding; protein kinase activity
Source: RefSeq, a predicted model, not a curated record